Molecule: messenger RNA, 2321 nt
Organism: Molossus molossus (Pallas's mastiff bat)
Lineage: Eukaryota; Metazoa; Chordata; Mammalia; Chiroptera; Molossidae
Gene: PLAT
Product: plasminogen activator, tissue type
Exons: 14
Coding region: 127-1821 (564 amino acids)
Biological process (GO): plasminogen activation; smooth muscle cell migration
Cellular component (GO): extracellular region
Molecular function (GO): serine-type endopeptidase activity
Source: RefSeq, a predicted model, not a curated record
UUAAAGGAGGCCGGAGCCGUGCACAGAGAUUGGCGCUGAGGUCCUGCUGGAGCCCCGAGCUUGCGAGAAAGUCUUUCCAGGAGGGAAGGAAGCCGAGGAGUGGUGAACCUAAGGGACACUGAAGAAAUGCUGGCUGAAAUGAAGAGAGAGCUGCUGUGUAUACUGCUGCUUUGUGGAGCAGUCUUCCCGCUGCCCGGGCAGGAAAUCCACAGGCGAUUCGGAAGAGGAGCCAGAUCAUACAGCGUGACCUGCAGAGAUGAAAAAACCCAGAUGACAUACCGGCAGCAUGAGUCAUGGCUACGCCCCAUGCUCAGAAGCAACCGAGUAGAAUACUGUCGGUGCAACAGCGGCCGGUCGCAGUGCCACUCUGUGCCCGUCAAAGGUUGCAAUGAACCGAGGUGCUUCAAUGGGGGAACAUGUCGGCAGGCUGUAUAUUUCUCAGAUUUUGUCUGUCAGUGCCCUGAAGGAUUUAAUGGAAAACUCUGUGAAAUAGAUGCCAGUGCUACCUGCUACAAGGACCAAGGUGUCACCUACAGGGGCACGUGGAGCACAGCAGAAAGUGGGGCUGAGUGUAUCAACUGGAACAGCAACGUUCUGGCUCGGAAAUCCUACAAUGGGCGGAGUCCAGAUGCCGUCAAGCUGGGCCUCGGGAAUCACAAUUACUGCAGAAACCCAGACAAAGACGCAAAACCUUGGUGCUAUAUCUUCAAGGCCGGGAAGUACAUCUCGGAGUCCUGCAGCACACCUGUCUGCUCCAAGGAAAAAAAUGAAGACUGCUACUUUGGAAAAGGGUUAACAUACCGUGGUACCCACAGCCUUACCACGUCUGGUGCCUCCUGCCUCCAGUGGAAUUCCUUGAUCCUUAUAGGCAAGAUUAACACGGCAUGGAAGACCAACGCCCAGACACUGGGCCUGGGCAAACACAAUUACUGCCGGAAUCCAGAUGGGGAUGCCAAGCCGUGGUGCCAUGUGCUGAAGGACCGCAAGCUGACGUGGGAAUACUGUGACAUUCCCCAAUGCUCCACCUGCGGCCUGAGACAGUACAAGCGUCCUGAGUUUCGCAUUAAAGGAGGACUCUUCUCAGACAUCACCUCUCAUCCGUGGCAGGCUGCCAUCUUUGUCCAGAACAGGAGGUCGCCAGGAGAGAGGUUCUUGUGUGGGGGAAUACUGAUCAGUUCCUGCUGGGUCCUGACUGCUGCCCACUGCCUCCAGGAGAGGUAUCCUCUCCACCACCUUAGGGUGGUCUUGGGCAGAACAUACCGGCUGAUCGCUGGAGAGGAAGAGCAGCAAUUUAAAGUGGAAAAAUACAUCCUCCAUAAGGAAUUUGAUGGUGACACUUACAACAAUGACAUUGCACUGCUGCGGCUGAAAUCGGAUUCGCUGCAAUGUGCUGAGGAAAGUGCCUCUGUCCGCACCGUCUGUCUCCCCGAAGCUGACCUGCAGCUGCCCGACUGGACGGAAUGUGAGCUGUCUGGCUACGGCAAGCAUGAGGCGUCUUCUCUUUCCUAUUCUGAGCGGCUGAAGGAGGCGCAUGUCAGGCUGUACCCGUCCAGCCGCUGCACGUCCCAGUAUUUAUCUAACAGAACCGUCACGAGCAAUAUGCUGUGUGCUGGAGACACGCGGAGUGGAGGGAACCAAGCAAACCUGCAUGAUGCUUGCCAGGGUGACUCAGGAGGCCCCUUGGUGUGUAUGAAGGACAACCACAUGACUUUGGUUGGCAUCAUCAGUUGGGGUCUUGGCUGUGGGCAGAAAGACGUUCCAGGUGUAUAUACCAAAGUUACUAAUUACCUAAACUGGAUUCAAGACAAUGCACGCCCAUGACCAAGAACACCAGUUCCUUGAAAUCAUGCAUACCUUGCCUUCCUACACUUCAGAAGACACACCAAACCAGAGUGCUUCUUUACACAGAUUUCUCCUUGAGCCAUCACACAGUACCAGUUGGGGGGAAAUCAGUAGGAGUGGGGUGAGGAUAUAUUUUAACGGGUACUUCCUACUUUGGAAGUUUUCAGGGGUUAAGGUCUGAUUUCAGAAUAGAUUCUCUCAUACAGAAAGACAGAUAAAUGCUAACCCCUCCCAGAAUACCACCAGCUAGGGCAGAUAAGAGGUGGGGAAAAAGCCUAACCUCCUAGUCUGACAACAUGAGCAGCUUUGGAAACAGGAUCACAAGGAUAAAAGCAUUUCUGUGUAGUGAAAAAAAUAACUAGAUCCUUCAAGAAAGAAGUAUCGCAUUAGAAAUAGAGUGUGUCUAUAGUUACAAGGAAGCCCAACAGGGACAUGGGCCUCCUACUAAGGAAUGGGCUAGCUGGCCAGAUCAUGUUACU